GACCACUCAGCGUGAGAGCGAGAGAGAGAGAGAGAGAGAGAGAGAGAGAGAGAGAGAGAGAGAGAGAGAGAGUGGCUGAUAAAAACAGGGAGAGAAAGACUCCGCGGUGCGUCACUUCACGUGAUUUUAUACGGGCCAAAUUUUGGCAUGUUGCGAAGAUAUCGCUCGCCCAGUCAGUAUGGGCUGCUGGUGGCACCUUUGUUGCUGUUGCUGCGAGUCGAGAACAGUUUCCCAUACCGUUUGCAGCAUCGCGUACCAUAGCAGAUGGCAUUCGCGUUCGAUCGGUAAGCGGUAACGGUUGUGUUUUUGUGCGCCCAGUUCUCGAGCACGGUAAAGGAUUCCGGAAAUGUGCGUUCGACCCAUGGGGUCGAACAGUGGUCCUAUUCCAGUUUACAGGGACGUGUUGUUCUGCACCCGAACGCAGUUCACACUAUUAUUUGCCCGCAGAGGAUAACGGGCGCGAACCGGUGGUUAUAUUUCUUUCCGGUCUACCACAGCUGUUGCUCGCACACGCCUAGACCGUUUGGAGCUCGUUUUUACUUCUUGCUUCUUUUUUUUAAUUUAAUUUAUUUCCCUUUUCCGGUUCAUUGCAAACGCACGCGGGAUGAUUUUUUUGCUACUGUUUGUGGUGUCCACCACCACCACCAUAAGCCGUUGUAACUUUCGUCUUUGCUUGAUAAACCGCAUGAAAUAAAAAAAAAACAAAACGCUUCCGUCGACGAAGAGAGUUGGAAUAGCGAAGAGAGAAAAAAAACAAACCAAAGUAUCUUGUGCAACUCGUGCGCGCAGUCUAUUGCGCGAGUUGGUGGUUUAUGGUUAUUACUUUCGGCCGCAGCGGGAAGUGUUGGAAUUUUGUGUGUAUUUUUGUGUGCCUGUGCCUGUGUCUGAAAGCGUUUUGGGUAUUUUGGGUGUUGCAGAAGCUGGUGCAGGAUUUUGAAUCGUCCCGCGACGGAUGCUGUGGUUGUGCUUGAUGCAGCUGUGGUUUUUGUCUCUUGUUCGAUUAGUGACCACGCAGACCGCUUCAGCUGCUUCCCGUAAGCGUAAUGCAGAGCGCUGCUUGGAAAGGCGUGUGCCCUAGUUUAUGCUUCGCCCGCCUAUGUUAAUCACCACGACAUCAUACCGACAAUGAACGAGCAGUCAUUGUGUAAUCUUAGCUCCCCGCUCCGGGAAUCGUCUGAUGCAGCGAAGCGAAUUGAUGAUUGAGUAGCAAGCCGCAGCUAAUUGCAAACGUUGCGCUGCACCGACCGACCGAGGGCACAUUUGUUGCUACUACAGCAGUAGUAGCAGUAGCACUGCCACACAAGCACCAGGACAUCCGGUGGUACAAAGCAAGAUCCGUGCACGGCGCAGCUUUCCCAUUGGGACUGGUUGAGUGAAGUGGCUUCGUACAGGGAAAAAAGAAACAUAAAAAGGCACAAGACCACGUGAGGUUGCGUUUGCGUGGCCCACACAGUGAGCCAAAACGCACGUGUGUUUGCUCUGCUCCGUUUUCAUUUUGUGGCGAAUUUUUUUUUUGUUCCGUUUUUGAAGAGGCCCUACUUACCCCCCGUUAUAAUAACAGCUGUGUUACAUUUUGGGGGCAACAUUAUUCAACGAUUGUUGUAACAGUUUCGUUUACCCAAAAGCUGUGUGUGUUUUUUUUGUAUAUGUGUCUGUAUGUGUGCUUGACUGACAAUCAUCUGCAAGCGGUGACAGUGUUCAGCGUGCCAUUAAGCAGCAACCAGCGCUCCCGGGUGGCUGGGUAGGAAGGGAGCCGCAACUCUGCAGUGCGUCGCGCUACGCGUUAUCACAAGAUGGCGAGCGGCAGUGAAUCGAGCCCUGUGCCCUCGUUGCUCUCUCCCACCGGUACAGCGCUAAGCGCCGGAAGUUAUGCAACACGCCAGCAACUGUCAGCUAACGGCGGUGGCAUAGCCGUUCAGCCCGCUCAACCUGUUGCGGUCACAGCCGGCAAUCCGCCUAAUGGCCCGGCUGGUACGGGCCAGCAAAGCUCACUGUCACCCCGGCGGCGGGCCCGGCUGCAACGGUCCGAGCGGCUCCAGUCCGACCACUCCCAGUCCUCCCAGUCGCCGUCCUACUCGUCCUGGGAGGCGCUAAUACGGGACAGCUUCGGUCAGAUCGUUUGGCCCAUCCGCAUCACCAGCUGGGAGAUGGUGCAGAGCGACCGGAUGGGCGGUGGCGGUGCGGCGACCGGAGCCGGCGGCUUUAUGGCCGGGGGUCGUAAUGCGUCCUACCAUGCGCCCGAUUACGUAGCAGCGAGUACUUCGGCGACAGAGCUCAUUUCGAGGCGAGGCGUCUUCUCUCGGCGUCAUUAUGGAUCAGUGGACCAGCUGCCACAGUCGGAGAUUGAUGGAUUGGAUCCAAACUGUCGCCGGUUUCGGCUGGAGAAUGGCGAGUCAUUAGCCGAGAAGGACGAGGUUUUCGGAUCCCCUAGCAUCCCCAUUCUGGAGAACCCGGAACAUCAAACACGAUGGUACUUCAAGUAUUUUCUGGGAAAGCUGCAUCAAAACUACGUCGGAAUGGAUUCGGAGAAAAGCCCCUACUUCCUAUCGAUCGUUUCCCAAGACUCGGGCAGCAAAUGUAUGCCCCUGUACCGUGUGAUGCUGUUCCGGAAACAGGGUGCCCAGAAGCUGGCACUGCCGUACAACCCGCAGCAGAAGCUGACGGUGAAACAGAUCCUAUCCAACUUCACGCUGAUGGACUCGAACAAAUCGCCAAAGGAAAUCUUUGCCGCCGACAUCCAGAAGGAUCUGCUGCUGCUCGAGGAGCAGGAGGGCUCGGUAAACUUCAAGUUCGGCGUGGUGUACAUGAAGGCCGGCCAAAAGCUGGACGACGAAAUGCUGAGCAAUGAAACCGGAAGUCCGGAGUUUGACGAUUUUCUUACGCUGCUGGGUGAAAAGAUACGGUUAAAGGACUGGGAGCGGUACCGUGGUGGGCUGGAUGUGAAAGGUGACAUGACGGGCAAGUACUCCAUCUACACGCUGUACGAGGGGCACGAGAUAAUGUUCCACGUAUCGACGCUGCUACCAUUUAGCCGAGAUAAUCGACAGCAGGUCGAGAGGAAACGACACAUCGGGAACGAUAUCGUCAACAUCAUUUUCAUCGACGAGGCGUCCUCGGGCGAAGAGACCGAGUUCAUACCGAACAACGUAAAGAGUCAAUUUACGCAUGUGUUCGCCGUCGUUACCAAGCGUGGGACGCGCUACCGGUUAGCCGUGUACUGCGACGAAACGGUUCCACCCUUUGGCCCGACGCUGCCCAAUCCACCCGAGUUUGAGGAUCCGGCCGUCUUCCGGGACUUUCUGCUGGUGAAGCUGAUCAACGGCGAGAAGGCCACCUUCCAAACGCCGACCUUUGCGCGGAAGCGUGAACGGACGCUGGAAAUGUUGAUAAAGGACCUGUACGAGGAGUAUGUGCACGACAAUAAAAUGAAUAUGCUUAACAGACGAGCCUUCUCGGAGGUGCUGUACGAUGCGCCCCGCACCUCGAAGCUGAAGGAGGACGCCCGGCAGGUGGAGUUUGUGCGCAUCGGUCAAGCCCUCAAGCUGGAGGCGAUCGUGCGCGGGGACGCCCCGACCAGCAUCGCGUCGGCCGGUACCGUCUUCAAGCGUCCGCCCUGGGAGCCGCACUGCUUCUAUCCGACGUUCCAGCCCCGGAACGAGCUGGUCGGGGACAGCUGGGGCCAGGAUCAGCUGUUUCUCGCCUCGGACGAAGGUACAUAUCUGAUCAAGGAGGACCAAACGCACCGGGUCGUGUUCGACAAGACGCUGUGCGUGCGGCAGCUGAACGUGGUGGAGGACCACGGCAUCAUGCUGGUGCGGGGCGGCAGCGCGAUGCAGAAGGACGGCCACCGGAUACACGUGUUUCGGCUGAACGAGUUUACGGACGACCGGCUGGUGCAGCGGUCGCGCGUCGACGUGAAGGAGCGCCGGAUUGAGAAGACGCGCGGCUGCCAUCUGUACGCGAUAUCGCGGGCCGGCGAGGCCCAUCUGCGGAUGGCGGUGGCGGUCGGGCGGAAGCUGCUCAUCUACCAGUGGAAGCAUACGGCCGCGUGGACCUCCUGGUGCCCGAACAGUGACAACGACACGGUGGAGGGUUUCCUGUUCCUGAAGGAGAUCCACCUGCACGACUCGCCGACGAUCAUGACCAUUCUGGAGGGUUCGUGUCCCAAUGCGGGCCUGCUGAUUUGCGUCGGCUAUCGGCACCAUUUCGAGAUCGUGUCCGAGCUGACGGGGCACGGGACGAAGCUGCACGAAACGGACACGACCAAGCGCACGCAGACGCACCUCGUUGCGGCGCUCGAUCUGUACGACGGGCAGGACACGGAGCUGCUGCUGUGCUACAACCACACCUGCCACUUUCAGAAGCUGUCGGAGGAGUGCAACAACAGCACCGAGUUUGACUUCCAGUUCAACACGCCACCGUCGUCGGUUGUGUGCGCCUUCCCGUACAUUAUCGCGUUCACGCCCGACACGAUGGAGAUCCGGCUGCUGGUGAACGGCAACCUGGUGCACACGGUUACGAUGGCCGAGCUGCAGCUGAUCACGUCGAAGAAGGACAUCUUCUUCGUCACGACCGCGCCCGAGUUCAUUCCCAAAGGUGCCAAACUGCGCGGGCUCGAUGCGGAGGACCACGAGCAGAUGAACAAACCGCGGAUCGAGGAGAGCCGGGUCGUGCCGGAGGACGACGCGUCGACCAGUCCGGCCCGCAGCCGGCUCAGCUCGGACGAGGACAAUUCGGGCGGUGCACCGUCCACGGCCGAAUCGGACCCGAACGGGGCCGAGUCGGGUGGCGGACAGCUUACCACGCCCCAGAUUCAGCGCGCCAAAUCGCUGCAAAACCCCAACCCGGCGGGGGAGCCGGCCAAACCGAAGGAGGUGUCCCUGUCGGUGGACGAGCUGAAGCGACCGAUCGCCAAGAGCAACUCGUACGGUGAGGCCGGCACGUCCUUUUCCAUCCCGACGACGACCUGCAGCAAAGACCUGGCGAAGCACUUUGGCGCUCAGCCCCUGCCGAACACGAAGGACCUCUGUCGGCACUUUGGCGAAGCGUCCGUACCGCCCAACUCGCCCCGGAACAGCACGAUCGUGAAGGGCACGUCGCCCAGUUCCCCCACGCGCAAAUCGUUCAUCCGCCAGCCGACGCUUAACCUGGGCAAAGCGCAAACGAGCGAAGGCGAAACGUCCCCCUCGAACGGGUCCGCGUCCAGCAGCAAACCGUUGCGCGUGUACCGCAUCCCGCUCACGAACCUGACCGGUACGCACGUGCAGUCGCACCACUACCACUACCCGAGCAACGAUCCGGCCAAGAAGCCGGUCGCGAUCGCGACCAAGAUGCACCCGAGUGCGGCGAUCGCGGCCGCGGUCGUUACCCGCCCGAGCGAAAGUGCCCAGGAGCGGGUGCGCCAGCUGCAGUCGUCGAACGAGGAGGACGAGGAGGGCCUGUCGCCGUCGGACGAGUCGCGCGGCGAGCUGGCGGGAGCGGCCGAGGUGGCGCCGGUACCGCCCGCGCUCAGCAUCUUCGACCAGAUCCAGCAGGACCUGCAGGAGCUCAGCAUGAAGGAUAAGCACGAGCAGGGCGAGCUGUGCAGCUCGGUGCUGACGCCACUGUAAGCGGCAGCGUUAGGACGCAGCCAGGCAUACCUGAGGCUAUACGCAUACACCCAGCCAGUAAGCAAAUGGUUUCAUCAUUGAACGCGCGUGCUCGCGUUUUGUUGAUGUUUAAGUAAAUUGUAAAGUGGAACGCGUUGCGGUGCGUGUUGUUUUUGCGAGGGGAGGGUGGAUGAGAAGUUGACUGCUAGUAGUUGGUACGCUGAAAUCGGUUUUUUGGUUCGGAUGUUCGGCCGAGUCGUGGCGCGAUGAUCAAUUCAACUGAGCCCCAUGAAUUGGUCCCGCCAUUCCCGGAACAUCUGAACCAAGAAUGCAUUUCAGGCGAAUUAAGUUUGCGUUAGUAUGUGAAUAGUCGCAGGGGGAUCAUUAAUGAUAACAGUGUGUGAGAGAGGGAGAGAGAAUUGUUCAUUAUUGCAACUAAAUACUGCUGUAGCUCUUAAAUACCCUACCAUAUACUAAGCCAGAUGCUCCUACACCUAUCCACGUGUUAUCGUACGUGUGUGCGUGUGUUGAACCCAAUAUAUCACUGUUUGAGGGCCUGACUGCCGAUAAUUAGGAUUAUUUAAAACAAGGUGCAAACGAGUAACGCACAAACAAACAAACAAACACAAACAUACGGAAGCCUACUUAAGAGAAAGCGUGCGCAGGAAGCACGUGUUUGUGUGCGCAAAACACAAAAACCAGUGCUCAUCACAAAGUAUUAAUUAGAAGAAAGCAAGGCGUACGAACAUAAUCAUGCUCUACACAUGACCAUUACCCGUUACUGAAACAAAUACGUUACGGCAAAGCAAAGACAGCAAUGCAUAGAUCACGCCGCCAAACUCCCCCCCGAGAGAUCCUGAUUGCGGAUGUAAUGCGCAUGGAGGAGCAUACCAACGCCGGCGUUAUCUUGUACACUGCUCGCGUGAAACCAUGCACAGGUGGGAGAGAGAUGGUGUGUUUGUGUAUGUUGUUUUCCCUUGUUUUCUUGUGCUGUGAAUAACAAAAAAAAAAAACAAAACCGAGAGAUUAAUGUUAGCAUAAACGCAAGCGCGCACACACACAACCGUUAGAAGGUUGAGUAGCAAUUGUGACCCCUAGCUACAAACCAAGCAGUUGCUGAAUCCCCUCAGUGGAAUCUAUUUCGUCCGAUCCGUGUUGGCAUCAUGUUGAAACUGAGAGAGAGAGAGAGAGAGAGAGAGAGAGAGAGAGAGAGAGAGAAAGAGAGAGAGAGAGAGAGAGAGAACAAAACAGGAUAGCAAAAAGGACAAAAAGGCAUUAAAACAAGCAUAAAACACAAAUAAAGCUAUAAUGUUAAUCACACACACACACAAACACAUCGUUGAAAUGACAGCAAAACCAAAGAGCCGCAACCCAGAAGCACAUAUAACGGAACUGUAUUUACUUGCUACUAGCACUAUCACUAUACUAUUAUUUACAAACGGCCUGCCAGGCGCGACCGAAGGACCGCAUUGUGAGCAAGUGGCGUGCGCCGUUGGGUUGGGCUUUGGAGGGGAGGGAUCAAUGAGGGAUCAGACUUUUAUGACGGGUGGUAUCCGCACAAAAUGUGCCACAGAACAAAGCAAAUAAAGUUUUUAGUUUAGUUGAAAACAA
This is a messenger RNA of Anopheles coluzzii, 7199 nucleotides long. Its product is annotated as GTPase-activating Rap/Ran-GAP domain-like protein 3. Gene Ontology annotation, cellular component: cytoplasm. NCBI's taxonomy places the organism in Eukaryota, Metazoa, Arthropoda, Insecta, Diptera, Culicidae. Gene Ontology annotation, molecular function: GTPase activator activity. The record is from RefSeq and is a predicted model, not a curated record. The transcript is spliced from 13 exons. Gene Ontology annotation, biological process: regulation of small GTPase mediated signal transduction; activation of GTPase activity. Bases 1794 to 5609 code for a protein of 1271 amino acids.